Messenger RNA from Salvia miltiorrhiza (redroot sage), 1470 nucleotides. Its product is annotated as putative late blight resistance protein homolog R1A-4. The record is from RefSeq and is a predicted model, not a curated record. The coding region runs from base 82 to 1470 and encodes 462 amino acids. Gene Ontology annotation, biological process: defense response to other organism. Lineage: Eukaryota; Viridiplantae; Streptophyta; Magnoliopsida; Lamiales; Lamiaceae. The transcript has a single exon. Gene Ontology annotation, molecular function: ADP binding.
GCUACAACCAAACACUCUUUCGUCUCCAACGACACUACAAUUCACCCAGUUUUCAUAUUGCAAUCUGCAGUUUAAUCUAAGAUGGCAGCUUAUGCAGCUUUGGCUUCUCUCUUGAACACAAUUGAGCAGAUGAUGACCCAUCCUACUCUUUCCACUUCUUUCCACAACAUUCAGAUCCAAUCUCUUCAGGAAAAGGCUACUUUAUUGCUCGAUUUCAUAGAGAUCUUUAAUUGUGGUGGAGUUAGCGAAGAAGCACAGCAUCUCGAAAGCCUAAUCGCAUCUGCAGCUCAUACAGCUGAGGACAUGAUUGAAUCACACAUCGUCAAUCAACUCCUUCCUCUUUCUGCUGAUGAUCGCGAAGCAACUUUGAGUUUCUCGUUGUAUCUACAGAAAAAAACGGCAAUUGAAGAGAAAAAUGCGCCUGCAGUUGGAGAUGUGGAUCAAUUUCAUGGUGGAUCCAACCAAGCAAUUGAAGAGCCAGCACCUUAUGUGGCUGGAGAUGGAUGCUUGGACUAUCUGCGACAGAUAAUUGAAGACAUGGAUGCUCUCAUCCAAAAGGCCAAUGACUUGAAAGAGAAACAGAGAUUGAGAGAGGUCCAACCCACUCAUUCAACAUCUCUUACUCAGACCAGAGAAGAAAGUGGUAUGGUGGGAUUUCAUGAUGAGUUGAUUCGGCUUCUUGACGAGCUCACCGGUCAACGAUCCAAUCUGCAUAUCAUCUCAAUCGUGGGUAUGGGUGGCAUGGGUAAGACUACUCUUGCCAAAAAUAUUUAUGCUAAUCAACUCAUUAUUGAACACUUUGAUAUUCGUGCUUGGGCUACCGUAUCUCAAAAAUACACUGCUAAACAAAUUCUUCAACAACUUGUUUUUGGCCAAGGAAAAUCCUCCGAUAAAAAUGUAGAUGAAUUAGGAGAACAAUUGCAUAAAACUUUAUUUGGUAGAAGAUAUUUGAUCAUAUUAGAUGACAUAUGGAGUGUUGAAGCUUGGAAUAAAGUGAGGCGUUUCUUUCCCGAUAACGGAAAUGGAAGCCGGAUUGUUCUAACUACUAGGUUGUCAGAUGUGGCUAACGAUUGUGGCUAUUCUUGCUUUCGGAAGAAUCUUCUAGAUGAGAAUGAAAGUUGGGAAUUAUUCUGUAAGAAGGCAUUCCAAAAUGAAGAUUGCCCUACUGAACUUGAGGAAGUUGGAAAGGAGAUUGUUAGAUUAUGCAAAGGACUAGCAUUGUCCAUUGUUGUGAUUGGUGGAAGACUUUUAAAGUCUCCUAGGACCCUAAGAUACUGGGAGAAUGUUGUUAAAGAAAUAGAAUCAAGUCCCAACUCAAAAGAGAAAGAAGAAAACUUAGAUGUAUUGAUAUCAAGUUAUAACCACUUGCCUCCUCAUCUAAAGCCUUGCUUUCUUCAUAUUGGAGUUCUUAAAAGUACUAGCAGUGAGAACGUGCGAUGCACGUUUAACACAUGCGAUAUUAUACAGUGA